This is a messenger RNA of Megalobrama amblycephala (Wuchang bream), 1638 nucleotides long. Its product is annotated as gastrula zinc finger protein XlCGF52.1. The coding region runs from base 323 to 1195 and encodes 290 amino acids. The record is from RefSeq and is a predicted model, not a curated record. NCBI's taxonomy places the organism in Eukaryota, Metazoa, Chordata, Actinopteri, Cypriniformes, Xenocyprididae. The transcript is spliced from 3 exons.
GACAUUUCCUGUACUGCGACACUCAUCUGCCAUUUCAUACGGAUCUUUUCAAUGAAUCGGUUCACAAAAACAACCUGAACGAUUCUUCCAAGCAUCUGUCCGAACGGUUAACUCACGCGAGCUUAAUGAGGGGAUUUAAUGUAAAAGAAAAGUUACUUUCAGAUCAGAAAUAGCAUAAAAUAAACAUACUGGAAUUAUUUCAACGCUACAGUAACACUAGGUGGCGGUAGUGCACUUUUUAUUUUUGAGACUCGCCGUCAAAUAAACACAAAGAAGAAGAAGCGAAAGGUUAAUCGAGGGAAAACAGAUACUGCAGGGCCUGAUGGACGUGAAAGAGGAAAGUGAAGAACUGGGGUCAAUGGAAGUCAAAGAGGAAAGAGAAGAACUGUAUAUGGAUGAGAAGGAGCCUGAGUAUCAAGAACCUUUUAGUUGCCCCGAGACUGAAAACAAUUUAUCAGUAAAAAGAAGUAAAAAACCAAGAGCCAAGAUAUGUGUAACCUGCCCUCAUUGUGGAAGGAGCUUUUCACAAAAAGGACACCUGAACACUCACAUGAGAGUCCACACCGGAGAGAGACCUUUUACCUGCAUGUACUGUGGAAAGAGUUUCAAACAAAAGGACUACCUUAAAGAUCACUUACUAAUUCACACAGUAGGAAAGGCAGCCACAUGCCUUCAGUGUGGGAAAAAAAUUAGUAAUAAGAAAAAUUUGAAAAAGCAUAAUCUCUUACACUCUGGAGUAAGACCAUACAGCUGCGAUCAGUGUGAUAAAACAUUUAUUUUGGCUUUUCAACUGAAAAGACAUCAGGCAGUUCAUCUAAAGGAGAAGCCGUUCUCGUGUACUUUAUGUGGAAAGAGUUUUUCACGGUUGGAUUGUUUGAAAGUGCACCAGACAUUACAUACUGGUGCGAAAGAUCAUGUUUGCUCUGAGUGUGGGGAUUGCUUUCCUAAAGCCUAUUAUUUGCGACAGCACCAAAAAGUCCAUACUGGAGAAAAACCUUACAAGUGUUCAUACUGUGGAAAGGGUUUCACUCACAGUGGAUCGGUGACGGCACAUGAGAGAGUUCACACUGGAGAGAAGCCGUACCACUGCUCAUUGUGUGGAAAGAGCUUCAGCCAGUUAGGUGGUCAACAGACCCAUAUGAAAAAACAUUGCCCAGCGCUGAAAACAUGUAUUGAAUUGGUUACUGAAAAAUAAAUCUUUUUUUUAAAAAAUGAAGCAAUGUUACUUGGUUACAUUCAGGGUGAAAACACUUUGCCUGACAUUUUUUCCCCAUUUGAACUAUAUAAAGUAAUUUACCAUAGGCUUAUAUAGAAAUGAAAUUGAAAUACAUUUUUCAAAUGCUGUUGUGGUUUAAUGGAAUGUUUUAGAGCAUAUAAAGACUACUGUAUCAUAUUUGAUACACAAAUUUCUAUUCUAAGACCUUUAAAUUAUUAACAUGAUCAAAACUUUGUUUAAUAACCUGUUAAACACAAUCUAUACAUGCUCUCUGUUGUCUGAUUUAUAGUUGUUAAUGCUCUUUUAGAAAAUAAAAAUGUCCACUUUCAGGUCAUGGUACACGUGUCUUUUUGCUGUGAAAUCUUUAAUGAUUUUCAUGAAGUAAAACAUGGUUUAAAAUCAUUAAAAUGCGAAACACAUCA